Messenger RNA from Anopheles nili, 4059 nucleotides. It is a transcript of the gene Zasp52, whose product is annotated as PDZ and LIM domain protein Zasp. NCBI's taxonomy places the organism in Eukaryota, Metazoa, Arthropoda, Insecta, Diptera, Culicidae. The record is from RefSeq and is a predicted model, not a curated record. Gene Ontology annotation, molecular function: actin binding; muscle alpha-actinin binding. Gene Ontology annotation, cellular component: Z disc; stress fiber; filamentous actin. The transcript is spliced from 16 exons. Gene Ontology annotation, biological process: heart development; muscle structure development; actin cytoskeleton organization. Bases 281 to 2857 code for a protein of 858 amino acids.
CAUAAAAGUGUGAGAGCUAGCCAAAAGGUGUUAGAGCAAGAUAUCAGUGUUUUUUUUAUGCAAUCCACCCGCAACCGGUGCCGAAGUUUGUGAAAGUGUUUUGCGUAGCCAACAGCAGAACAACAGUGUGAUCGACGUGUACGUGUGAAGGCAUCCCACAUCCCGAUCGCCUUAUUCUCUUCAAGUUCCAGGACGCUUGGGCAGCCACCGAUCGUCGCUGCGAAGGAUCGAGCACUCCACACUCGAAAGCAUUUCCCUGUAUCUACACAAAUCGUAAGACAUGGCCAAUCUGAUGACAGUGCGUCUCCAGCGUGGUGAGGGCCAGGCCUGGGGCUUCCGGCUGCAGGGUGGCAAGGACUUCUCCGCACCCCUAGUGCUACAGAGAGUUAACGGUGGCAGCGUGGCUGAUCAGGCCGGUCUGAUGGCCGGUGAUGCGCUGAUCAAGGUCAACGCGACGGAGGUCUUCAACAUGCGCCACAAGGAGGCCCAGGACGUGAUCGUCGCUGCUGGAAACACGUUCGAGCUGACCGUCUCAAGAGGAGGAGCCACCUGGAAGCCGUCCGUCACGCCGACUGGAUCGCUGCCGUCGCCUUCUCCAUCUCUACCGGGCAACAUCACGCCGGUCACACGUACUUCGCUGGCCGCAACGCCUCAGGAGAUGAAACCCAUCGGCAGUGGUCACAACACCGCCGCCAAGCCAUUCGCUGCUGAAUUGAAUGGAAACGAUGGACAGAUCAAGAGCAUCGUCAACAACCAGUACAACACCCCGGUGGGUAUGUACAGCGACGAGACCAUCGCCGAAACGCUGUCCUCCCAGGCGGAAGUCCUCGCUGGAGGUGUCCUCGGAGUGAACUUCAAGAAAAACGAGCGCGUCUACUCCCCGGCCAACUCCGAGGUGUAUAAGAUGCUGCACGAGCAGGGUGACGAUCCCGAACCAGCGCAACAACAACAGCAGCAGCAGCAGUACCAGCAGCAGCAACCACAAUCACCACUGCAAGCGCCACACCACCUCAGUAACAGUGGCAGUGGCACAAACACGGUUACACGCCACGUGAUGGCUCCCGUCGACCGCCCGGUGGCUCCCGCCAGCAAUGGACUCCCGCCGGGUCAGAACAUUUGCGCCUCGUGCGAGCGUUUGAUUGUGGGCGUGUUCGUGCGCAUCAAGGACAAGAACCUGCACGCCGACUGCUUCAAGUGUGCCACCUGCGGCACGUCCCUGAAGAACCAGGGCUAUUUCAAUCUGAACGACAAGCUGUACUGCGACAUCCACGCCCGGCUGGCGGCCCUCAACAGCCCGCCGCCUGGCAUGAACGGCAUGGUGCCGGUCACUGUCACGAAACCGGGCCACAAGACCGGCGUGCAAGCCAUCUCCGCCGCUCUCAACGCUCACGCCAACCUAAACGGCCGCUCGCAGUCUCCGUACGGCAACCCGGGUGCGCUCGGUCCCAGCCAAUCGCCCUCACAUUCGCGCUCGAGCAGCACGACCUCAUCGAGCGGAUACUGCAACUCGAGCUCGCUAUCGCCGGUGCAAUCGAACAAGGUGUCCCCGUUGCAUUCGCGCACCAGCAGCGAGAACGAGCUGAUCGACCGCAGCCACAGCAGCAACAGCAGCACCAGCAGCAACAGCGCUUUCGAGCUUUCGGGCACCAGUUUUCCGUCACCACCGUCACCUUUGCCGCCACCACCGCCACCGCUAGCGAUGGAGGAAAGCACAUUCCGGUCGGAAAUGGCCGCCGGAAGCGAGCCACCACCACCACCAGCACCAGCACCAGCGCCAGCGCCAGCAGUGUUUGGUGCAAACGGUUUAGCCGCUCCGGUGGACGAAAGUGCGAUCUCCGAACCAGAUGGAGCCACUGAAGCCAAUGGCACGGUUACGCAAAACGAGUUUGGGUUCUACUACCAAACGUACGGUGGUCGCGUUAUUCGCAGCGUUUUACCUCCGGGCAAGAACGCCAGCUACAAGGUGAACCAGAACAACAUCACGCCGAAGCCGUUCGGAGCACCACUUCCGAUGAGUCCGUUGGCUCAGGUGCAGCCUCCGGCAUCGUAUCCUCCCGUGGCCGGAAGUGUCCCGACGCCAUUUUCGGCCGCUCUCGUCGGAGCUGCUGCCCCUGCGCCAGCUCCGGCUCCUGUUUCCGUACCGGCCCCAACUCUGGCCCCAGCUCCAACUGCGGCUCCGGCCAUGGCUCCGCUCGCUCCGGCUUCCGUGCCAGCUCCACAAGGUCCUAACAUGUUCAACAAGGGUCGUGCGGCGUGCUCUACUUCGGCCCCGAAUCGUGGACGGGGCGUGAUGAAUAAGGCUGUUGGACCGGGCGGAAGAGUCCCGCUGUGCGGAUGUUGCCAGCAGCAGAUCAGAGGACCGUUCAUCACUGCGCUUGGUCGCAUCUGGUGUCCGGAUCACUUCAUCUGCCACAACGCUAACUGCAAGCGUCCGUUGGCCGACAUUGGUUUCGUUGAGGAGAAGGGCGACUUGUACUGCGAGUACUGUUUUGAGGAGUUCUUGGCCCCACCGUGCUCGAAGUGCAAUGCCAGAGUUAAGGGCGAUUGCCUGAAUGCGAUCGGCAAGCAGUUCCACCCGGAGUGCUUCAAGUGCACGUACUGCGGCAAGCAGUUCGGUAACAGCCCGUUCUUCCUGGAGGAGGGCGAUCCCUACUGCGAGAAGGACUGGAACGAUCUGUUCACGACCAAGUGCUUCGCUUGCGGAUUCCCCGUCGAGGCCGGUGACAAGUGGGUGGAGGCGCUGAACAACAACUACCACAGCCAGUGCUUCAACUGCACCAGCUGCAAAAAGAACCUCGAAGGACAGAGCUUCUUCGCCAAGGGUGGACGUCCGUUCUGCAAAAACCAUGCUCGCUAAGAACCGAGAGCCGGAUUCCCAUCCAUCCCCAAAUACCCCUCAACACAGCAGGUAAACGCGUUUAGGUAUCACCUUCACCUUCAUUUAGAAAGCGUCAUUUUACGACAACUCAUGGCACAACUGACGAACGAAACCAAAAAAAAUACAAUGUGUCAAACCGAACAGGCGAACGUUAAGCUACGGAAGCCAAUUCUACCAACGGGGAGCAACACGUGCUCCAUCCAGCGGCGUGCCUUGCGUGCAAGAUUGCGCGGUGAAACGUUUCAUCGGCGUGAAACAUUUCACGCGGUGUGAAACUUUUCAAGCUCAAUUUUCUUCACUUUUUGCGGUCAAGAAAAGUCGUUUAGCUUACGGGCACAGUUAUUGUACAUUAGCGGCAGGAUAUAAUGGGAUGGUGUGACGGGAUAUAAGGUAGUGAGAGAUGACAAAGAGAGAGAGAGCGAAUGAGGGAGAAAACGAAGUACAUAGGAGACAGUCGGGUAAGGAUUUAAAAAGGAAGCGCUGCUGAAGGUAUGAGAACGACAUCAAUGGUUGAAACGCGUGUGACAGAGAGAUGGGAAAAUCGGUGUUGCAGGGCCCACAGCAUAACUAAGAACAUCGCAGAUUAAUCGUAGAAUCAUAGGAAGCUUUCUAUCUUAAACAAAAAGUUUAAAUAAUUGAUGUUGCUAGGUUAUUACUUCCCCAAUACAGUGCAUCCCCCAGGGCUUUCCGGUACACUAGCAUCGCCAAAUGGCGUGCUCUCGAAAUGCAUUCAUCAUACGAUAGUUCACAACAGCUCGACAGCGAACGCACGGAGUCCAGAAUUCGAGGCUCGGUUUGUUCUCUACGUCCAACACAAGAAGCACAAAAAACAGGAACCUGGAAAUUUGACAGCAUGAAAUCAACCGUUGCCAACGCUCUUAGGUUCUAUUUUCACUCGUGAGAUAAUGUUUAGAAGAAGAAUCGCAAGCAUCGCUACUUUAUUUUUCUCUUUGUGUGUGAUACAAAUAUAAUUUUAUUUAUUUAUGGCCUAUGUUGCUGAAAAAUAAAACAUUAUGUAUUGCUGAAUAAGCAAGUACAGAAAAAUGGUCUAUGAAUUCAAUUAUUUGUGCAUUGUUCCGAAACAUCAAAUGGAUAAAAAACGGCAAAGCAUUCGUACGUUGAGCGUAUCUGUAUCGAAUCAUGAAUUCAAUUGCACGUGUUACGCAUUCAACACACUUUAA